Molecule: messenger RNA, 1779 nt
Organism: Nothoprocta perdicaria
Lineage: Eukaryota; Metazoa; Chordata; Aves; Tinamiformes; Tinamidae
Gene: GID4
Product: GID complex subunit 4 homolog
Exons: 5
Coding region: 31-504 (157 amino acids)
Biological process (GO): protein catabolic process in the vacuole; protein targeting to vacuole; proteasome-mediated ubiquitin-dependent protein catabolic process
Cellular component (GO): extrinsic component of membrane; GID complex
Source: RefSeq, a predicted model, not a curated record
GGAAUUCCCUCUCUCUCCUAGCACGUGGACAUGGAAAACUCCUAUCUCUGCGGAUACUUGAAGAUUAAAGGCCUUACGGAGGAGUACCCGACCCUCACCACUUUCUUUGAAGGCGAAAUAAUCAGUAAAAAGCACCCUUUCCUAACACGCAAGUGGGAUGCCGAUGAAGAUGUGGAUCGUAAACACUGGGGAAAGUUCCAGGCUUUUUACCAGUAUGCAAAAACAUUUAACUCUGAUGACUUUGAUUAUGAGGAUCUGAAAAAUGGUGACUAUGUCUUCAUGAGAUGGAAGUCUGUGUUUUGUGUGCAGGAACAGUUCCUAGUUCCAGAUCACACUAUCAAAGACAUCAGUGGUGCUUCCUUUGCUGGUUUCUAUUACAUCUGUUUCCAGAAGUCAGCAGCAUCUAUAGAGGGCUAUUACUACCAUAGGAGUUCAGAAUGGUAUCAGUCAUUGAAUUUAACUCACGUUCCUGAGCACAGUGCUCCUAUCUAUGAAUUCCGAUGACAGCUGUCCAGAACUGACGCCGCACGGAAGCAAACCGGGCAGGAGGGCACGGCCCGCCGGGAGAACUGUGUCCCUGUGGGAGCACGGGAAUGCUUCUCUCCUGCCCUCGGACUCGCCAGAGAGAGCCUGGACGUUAACCCAUCCAGCCCAAGGAGCGGGGCUGCUGGAGCUUGAUCCUCCCUCCUGUCGAGUGGCGAUUUGAUCUUUAAUCUGGUUUUAAGCUACCUUUAAAUGCACUUUCUUAUUGCACAGCUAGUUUCUCUAUCACUGAAAUUCUUCCCAGCCCUCCUCUGGAAGCUGUUUCUCAGUAGCUGGAAUCAGUGGUCUUUCCUCUGAGUAAUGAGAAAAUAUAAGUUUGGAGCUUAUAUUUUCAUGGUGACAGCUUGAGAGGGCUUGAAAUUGCCAGGACUGAGGUUUGUUGGCCCGAUUGCCAGCUCUGCUGCUCCGGAGCCAGGCGCAGGCCCGUGUGGCUGRGACUCUGCUCAGCAGAGAGCCGCUCGGCCGCAGCGUUGGCUGAGCCAGGCGAGGCCUGGAUGAAUCUCCCGGAUGAAUCUCCUGGCUAACGGGGUUAGCCAGAGCCGCAGCUCUUUGGGGAACGCUGGCCCUUCGGAGCUGGGAGCUGUUCCGGUGUCUUGACAUGCCAUUGGGAAUUAAUUUGAUAUAUGGACUUCCAGGCUCUCAGUAAAGUGGAUAUGAGCUCUGCUUAUAGAUGUAUAUUUGCUCUUUACUUAAGUUAAGGGUAAAAACGAAACAAAAAAGAAAAAACAACAAAAAAAMCUUUUAUUAAAAAAAAAUAUUUUUAUGGUUCCUUUUCCCAAGGACCCUAUGGCAAAUGCACAAUUAUUUGAUUACAUUUCCCUUUUUUCACAUUGAAAACAGGGAAUGUCUGCAUUAGUUUUUAUAUAUGUGUAUGUAAUCAGCUAGCGCUUUGGGAAGGUAAUCGGAGUGCAAGUGUUGAGCAGCACUGAGGACAGUUCUAGAUCUGCUCAGCAUUUGCACUUGCCCUUCAUGCUACACCAACACCACUGCUUGAUACCUUUUUAUAAGGCAGAAAAGAGAAAAAAAAAAAAAAAAAAACAACAAAAAAAGUAGCUCUCCUCUGACUUUGAAAUGUUUCAAGUAAUAUAACUUAAGGCUUGUGUGCCAAAGUGUGUGAGUGUGUGUAUGCGCGUGCAGAUUUUUUAAAAGUCAUUUUAAAAGUUGGCCUCAGUUGUAUGUUUAAUGUGACAGUCGCACCUGCAGGGCUUCUGUGAGAGUUUAGUUUGCAUUUUUCUC